GCCCAUUACACAAUGUUAAUCACAACCUUAUGGGCACCGGUGCUGCUAAGUAAACAUUUGAUGAGCAAUGUCCCUUUAAAUGUUAAAUAUAAGUGUUUUCUAAAUGAACAACAAAAAGUAGCAUUCUACAUUCUAGACUUUAUAGCAGGUUUGAAAUGGGUUGCUUUUAUAAAGUACACAUUCCCCCUCCUGUGGGGAUCCAGUUCAGAUUUUAUCUACUACUCCUUGGACAGUCAGAUUCCUGUGCAGAUGACUUAAGUGGUAUACCAGAUAAGACCUUGGAGUCUCCAAAGCUGCAGCUCCUGCCGAAUUCUCUGCUUCCCCACCAUGAUCCUGCAAAUACUCAGCCACUUGCUACCAGAAUUUGUAGCAGAUCUGUUCUUUGUGACUUUACUUCUGGGCUUGGUGGGUACUGUCCUUAUCGUACGAUGGAUGGGAGAAAAAGGGACCAAGAUGAAGCUAGAGAGAGCGAGAACAUUAAGAGACAAUGGUCUUGGACUAAUGGAGAAGAUGUCAUAUCGUUAUAUGUCUAAGAAUCCCGGUGUUGACUCUGGCCGUAUACUUUCCCUGUCAUUGGCAGAGCUGGUGGAACAGCUUAAGAAUGGAACCUUAUCUCCAGAGAGCGCCUUGUACGUCUACAUCGAAAAGGCUUUAGAAGUUAACAAAGAGUUAAACUGUUUGACGGACUUUCUGCCUGAGUGUGAGGCUCAACUCCAGGAAGUGAAGAAGCAGACGGAGAAAGGUUUACUCUACGGAGUUCCCAUCUCUCUGAAGGACAAUGUUGGAUACAAGGGUCACGACGCUCACUGUGGACUUGUACAAAUGCUUGGAAAUGCAGAUAAAGAAGACUGUGUGGUUGUCCAAGUCCUAAAGAAACAGGGGGCUAUUCCAUUCGUGAAAACCAACGUUCCACAGUCUAUGAUAAAUUUUGACUGCAGCAACUCGAUUUUUGGACAGACCUUGAAUCCUCACAAUCACAAGAAGACCUGCGGAGGUUCCAGCGGAGGGGAAGGGGCGCUUAUUGCAGGAGGAGGUGCUGUCCUCGGCGUGGGAACUGAUGUCUUGGGAAGCAUCCGCAUGCCCUGCAGUUUCUGUGGGAUCUGUGGCCUGAAGCCAUCUGGGGACAGGCUGAGUCCUAUUGGAUUUUCUACACCUGUCAGCGGAAUGAAAUCAGCUGUGAUGAUGCCUGGACCAAUGGCUCGUGAUGUGGACAGCCUGGCUCUGUUUAUGAAAGCAGUUUUGUGUGAUGAUAUGUUCCAGCUGGACCCUACUGUCCCCCCAGUUCCGUUCAGAGAUGAGAUUUAUAACAGUACCAAGCGCCUCACUAUUGGAUUUUAUGAUACUGAUGGCUAUUUCCUACCCUCUCCUGCCAUGAGGAGAGCUAUUCAGGAAACAAAAACUUUGCUUGAAGAGGCAGGUCAUAAGUUGGUUCCGUUCACGCCGCCUCGUAUAGAAUAUGCUCUUAACGAACUUUGCAUCCGUGGUUUCUUUGCCGAUGGAGGGACUACGCUAGUGGAAAAAUUCAAUGCAGAUAUUGUGGAUUCCAACCUAAAACAACAGAUUCUAUUGUAUAAGAUUCCGGCUUUCAUUAAGAAGAUUAUGUCCUUUUUUAUGAGGCCCGUGUUUCCACGAAUCGCAAACCAUGUGAACGCACACUGUGGAGUGGGCUCUGUGAAAGAACUGUGGAAACAUAACACGGCCAUAAAGGAGUAUCGCUGCCAGUUCGUCAGUGAAUGGAGGAAGCUUGGGUUAGAUGCUCUGCUCUGCCCCAUGCUAGGCCCUGCCUUUAACAUUGGAUGCCCUGGCAAAGUCUUUGCUGGCUUUUGCUUCACCAUGCUGUUCAACAUAUUGAAUUUCCCUACUGGGGUUCUGCCUGUGACCACCGUUACUCCCGAAGACGAGGAAGAGCUGAAGCAUUACAAAGGUUACUAUAAUGAUCCCUGGGACAAAGAGGUCAUUAAGGGAAUGGAAGGCGGCGUGGGACUCCCCGUGGCUGUUCAGUGUGUGGCUUUACAGUGGCAAGAAGAGCAAUGUCUUCGUCUGAUGAAAGAAGUGGAGAAUGUGGCUCGUGGCCGCCUAAAGAAGUGAAGACCUUCCGUGGAGGCAGCUGUAUGACAUCACAGCCCAAUGUUCUUUUAUCAACAGUAUAUUAAUGUAUGAUAGUAGCAUGAAUCAGGAAACGCGAUGGUGGCUUUUAUUUGACUUUCAUUCUUCGUUGUCUUGAUAUCCUGUAAAGAAUUUGCUGUUAGUCAAGCUCCUACCACUAGUCGUUUCGUGAAGUAGACUUCCUAAGAAAGGGACUUCACUCCACAAAAGACACACUAGAUCAUAAUAUUUUGCAGGGGUUUUACUGUAGUUCAAUGCUAACGUUGCCGUACUCAGAAAAUAUAAGCAUAGCAUUAGGCACCUGCACUAUUUGCGCCUAGGGGCACCUGGGACAUACAAACAGCCCCACAUUGGAGGAC
Molecule: messenger RNA, 2465 nt
Organism: Spea bombifrons (plains spadefoot toad)
Lineage: Eukaryota; Metazoa; Chordata; Amphibia; Anura; Pelobatidae
Product: vitamin D3 hydroxylase-associated protein-like
Exons: 15
Coding region: 328-2088 (586 amino acids)
Biological process (GO): fatty acid catabolic process
Molecular function (GO): fatty acid amide hydrolase activity; amidase activity
Source: RefSeq, a predicted model, not a curated record